AUGGAGCUUCAGCUUGCAAGGGUGCAUGCGGAAAAUCCUAUCAGCAUUCAGCCCGCAGAAUCCAAACAUCUUACUCCGAUGGCCAGGAUUCAUCUGGCUGCCUUCCGCAACGACGAUUGUGUGAAAUUUCUAUGUAGCGACGAAACCCAUUGGAUUAUUGUAAACACGAUGCUCGGGGAGCGUCUCGAAAAUCGACCCUACGCGAUUAGUGUAGCCAUGAACGAAAGACUGGGUCGGGUCGUCGGCUGGCUUUGCUGUAGUGUCGUGGGGUACCAGGGAAGUUCAGAUUGGGACGGACUUGCUCAGCUUGCAUGGACGGUAGCAGCAGCAUUCAAGGCGGCGGAGGCUCAGAGGAAGCUUAGUAGGACUUCUGGAGAGAGCGAGCACAAUUCUCGUCAGGCGCAGCGGAAGAUGUUACGGGAAGCGAUCGUGUCCAGAACGAAAGUGGCGCAAUCGCUCGCCAUGGGUGAUGACGUCUACUUGGUCAUCAACAAUGUGGCCACGGAUCCGGAGAAUGAUCUUGGCGGUGUGACGCCCAAGCUCAUCUGUUCGGUUACGGACAGUGCCGACAAAGAUGGACUCUCUGUCUUUGCCCAAGUUCCGCUCUUCGCUGUGGCGGACUUUGAAUGGGCUGGGUUCCAACAGAUUGCCGGAUUCGAGCCGCAAUUGGAUAUACAUCAGCUCAAAUUCAUGGUGCGCAGGCCCAAGGCCAGAUAG
Molecule: messenger RNA, 717 nt
Organism: Letharia lupina
Lineage: Eukaryota; Fungi; Ascomycota; Lecanoromycetes; Lecanorales; Parmeliaceae
Exons: 1
Coding region: 1-717 (238 amino acids)
Source: RefSeq, a predicted model, not a curated record